Messenger RNA from Quercus lobata, 2917 nucleotides. It is a transcript of the gene SKOR, whose product is annotated as STELAR K+ outward rectifier. NCBI's taxonomy places the organism in Eukaryota, Viridiplantae, Streptophyta, Magnoliopsida, Fagales, Fagaceae. The record is from RefSeq and is a predicted model, not a curated record. Gene Ontology annotation, molecular function: protein binding; voltage-gated potassium channel activity. Gene Ontology annotation, biological process: potassium ion transport; transmembrane transport. The coding region runs from base 339 to 2837 and encodes 832 amino acids. Gene Ontology annotation, cellular component: membrane. The transcript is spliced from 13 exons.
UUAUCUUUUCUUUUCUUUGAUGUUAUAAUUUAGAACCUCAGGAUCUCCGUGAAAAACUGAGUGGGCUAUAUUACUUCCCUUCCAAAAUCCAAAACGAUCAAAAAAGCCGUUUUCGAAAAUCGUUAUCCAAAACCGUUUUCCUCGUGAAUCCUAUUCCCAAACGGUUAAGUCUCGAUGCCUAACGAAGUUUCUGGUUACAGUGUCGGAAUUGGUACACUCCUAUUUAAUGGUUGAAGUAGUUGUUAGAUUAUACAAAUAUAUAUAUAAAUGCAACAAUAUCCUUCACCAUCAUCGUUCUCCUCCUGAUUUAGAAUCGGAGAGAAACAAAUAAAUCGAUAAUGUCUGUGAGGAAAGGAGAGGAGCGACAUGUAGUACUUGAGGACACGAAUGGGCGUGAGAAAGAAGAAGAAGAAGAAGAGUACGAAUAUGAGGAGGUGAGUGAGCGGAUCAAAUCGUCAGUUGCAAGCCGUUUCAAUCUGAUAUCGAACGAGUUAGGUCUCGCCUCCAAUUUCCGCAAGUUCAGUCGCGAAUCUCUCCUUCUCGGCAUCAAAGACCUCUCCACCGGCCUCGUCAUCCACCCUGAUAACCGGUGGUAUCGUGCAUGGACGAAGUUCAUAUUAAUGUGGGCGUUGUACUCCUCCUUCUUCACACCCUUCGAGUUCGGCUUCUUCCGGGGAUUGCCUGGCAACCUCUUUGUGGUGGACAUUAUUGGCCAGAUUGUUUUCCUUAUCGACAUUCUUUUGCAUUUCUUUUUGGCUUACAGAGACAGCCAGACGUACAGAAUGAUCUAUAAGCGUACCCCCAUUGCACUCAGGUACUUGAAAUCUAAUUUUAUCAUUGAUCUUCUUGCUUGUAUGCCUUGGGAUAUUAUCUACAAGGGUUGUGGAAGAAAAGAGGGAGUGAGGUACCUUCUAUGGAUCAGAUUAAGUCGGGUCCGCAAAGUCACUAAGUUUUUUCAAAGUAUGGAGAAGGAUAUACGUAUCAAUUACAUGUUUACCAGGAUUGUGAAACUUCUUGCUGUCGAACUCUAUUGCACACAUACAGCGGCAUGCAUCUUUUACUAUUUGGCUACAACUCUUCCUCCUUCUCAAGAGGGUUACACAUGGAUUGGAAGUUUAAAAUUGGGUGACUAUAGUUAUUCACAGUUUAGAGAGAUUGGUAUUUGGAAGCGCUACAUAACAUCUUUAUAUUUCGCCAUUGUUACCAUGGCUACUGUUGGUUAUGGAGAUAUACAUGCAGUCAAUAUGAGGGAAAUGAUAUUCAUCAUGAUAUAUGUCUCUUUUGACAUGGUUCUUGGUGCUUAUUUGAUUGGUAACAUGACAGCAUUGAUUGUAAAAGGCUCAAAGACAGAGAAGUUCAGGGAUAAAAUGACAGAUUUCAUCAAAUUUAUGAACAGAAAUAAACUUGGAAAGGACAUCCGUAAUCAAAUUAAAGGUCACUUGCGCUUGAAGCAUGAGAGUAGCUACACUGAGGCUGCUGUCCUUCAGGACAUCCCCAUGUCUAUUCGGGCUAAGAUUUCCCAAACUUUAUACUUGCCAUACGUUGAAAAGGUUCCUCUUUUUAAGGGAUGCUCUUCAGAAUUCAUCAACCAGAUUGUUAUUAGACUCCAUGAGGAGUUUUUUCUCCCAGGAGAAGUGAUAAUGGAACAGGGAAAUGUGGUAGAUCAACUGUAUUUCGUUUGUCAUGGUGUGCUGGAGGAGGUAGGUAUAUGCGAAGAUGGAUCAGAAGAGACUGUUUCACUUCUACAACCUGACAGCUCAUUUGGAGAAAUUUCUAUUCUCUGCAACAUCCCUCAACCCUAUACUGUUAGGGUUUGUGAACUAUGCAGGCUUCUGCGGCUUGAUAAACAAUCUUUUACAAAUGUACUAGAUAUAUAUUUUUACGAUGGUCGUAAAAUCUUGAACAACCUUCUAGAGGGAAAAGAGUCCAAUCGAGUUAAGCAAUUGGAGUCAGAUAUCACAUUUCAUAUUGGAAAACAAGAAGCUGAGCUUGCUUUGAAGGUGAAUAGCGUGGCUGAUAUUGGAGAUUUGUACCAAUUAAAGAGUUUUAUCCGCGCUGGAGCUGAUCCCAACAAGACAGAUUAUGAUGGAAGGUCACCCUUGCAUCUUGCAGCAUCAAGAGGACAUGAAGAUAUCACACUUUUCCUUAUUCAGGAAGGAGUAAAAAUCAAUAUUAGAGAUAAUUUUGGGAAUACGCCUUUAGUUGAAGCCAUCAAGAAUGGGCAUGAUCAAAUUGCUUCCUUACUUUAUAAAGAAGGGGCAUCCUUAAUGAUUGACAAUCCUGGUAGUUUUCUUUGUACGGCUGUUGCAAAGGGGGAUUCAGACUUUCUUAAAAGGAUUUUAUCCUAUGGAAUUGAUCCAAACUCCAGAGACUAUGAUCACCGAACCCCACUCCAUGUGGCUGCCUCUGAAGGAUUAUAUUUGAUGGCACAAUUGCUUUUAGAAGCCGGGGCUAGUGUUUUCUCAAAGGACAGAUGGGGAAGCACCCCACUUGAUGAAGGUAGAAUGUGUGGGAACAAGAAUUUGAUCAAGCUAUUGGAACAUGCAAAGUCAGCUCAGUUAUCUGAAUCCUUCAGUAGCUCUCAAGAAAUCACAGAUAAAUUGCACCGAAAAAAAUGUACCGUGUUCCCUUUCCACCCGUGGGAUCCCAAAGAAAAUAGAAGGCAUGGAAUCAUGUUGUGGGUCCCACAUACCAUUAAAGAACUUAUCCAAACAGCAGCAGAGCAGCUACAAACUCCAAGUGUAUCUUGUAUAUUAUCAGAAGAUGCAGGUAAAAUUCUUGAUGUAGACAUGAUUGGUGAUGGGCAGAAGCUGUAUUUAGUUAGUGAAACACAGUAACAUUUUUGGGUUUUUUAAACAAUAUAAUUAUGUAUAGUUUUUGUAUCAUCUUUUAUGCAAUCUUAUCUUCUACAUAGUCA